GCACCUAUCUUUCCAUCCAUGGCGUACUCGUCAGUCAACGUUCACCGGGAAGAAGACGGCGAUGGGGACCACCUGAUUUCCAUACCAAAGGUGAAGCUACAGAGCAUUUCACACCUCGCCGACUACCUGCCGGACCAAACCCUCCAAACCCAAACCCAAACCAACCCGCUGGGCAGCAACCCCUUCUACCACGCCGUCCCGGGCUUCUACCUUUCGGCCGGCGACGUUGUCCUCCGGCAAAGCACCUUGGACCUCUCCGGCGCCUUCCCUUCCUCCACGCCUCCCAUGGCCUACCUCCGAGCCGGGCCACGGAAGCAAAUCUACUUUGAGCCGGGCCGAGUUCGGGCCGCCAUCGUCACCUGCGGCGGGCUCUGCCCCGGGAUGAACACCGUGAUCCGGGAGCUGGUGGUGGGGCUGUGGGAGAUGUACGGCGUUCGCGAAAUCUUCGGGAUUAAAUCCGGGUACCGCGGGUUCUACUCCUUUGAACCGCUCCGGCUCGACCCGAAAAUGGUAGACGGGUGGCACAGAAAUGGCGGCACCAUGCUUGAGACAUCUCGAGGCGGAUUUGAUCUUCACAAAAUUGUUGAUGCCAUCCAAAAUCAAGGCUUUAAUCAGGUUUACAUUAUCGGUGGAGAUGGAACAAUGCGUGGGGCAGUGGAAAUAUUCAACGAAAUUGAACGCAGGAAACUGUACGUUUCAGUUGUAGGCAUCCCAAAAACAGUAGACAAUGAUGUGGGCAUUAUCGACAGAUCAUUCGGGUUCCAAACGGCGGUGGAGAUGGCGCAGCAAGCGAUCAGUGCAGCCCACGUGGAAGCCGUGAGUGCAGUGAAUGGAAUAGGGGUGGUUAAGCUGAUGGGGCGCAGCACAGGACACAUUGCGCUGCAUGCAACCUUAAGCAGCCGAGAUGUGGAUUGUUGUCUGAUCCCCGAGAACGAGUUUUACUUGGAAGGAGAGGGAGGCCUCCUCGAAUUCCUCGAACGCCGACUCAAGCAGAGCGGGCACGCGGUCGUUGUGGUCGCGGAGGGGGCCGGACAGGACAUGCUCCCAAGAACUGAGUCUCAAAGACAGGAAAGAGACGAGUCAGGUAAUCCUGUGUUGUUGGACGUUGGGGCGUGGUUGAAGGCGGAGCUGAAGAGUUGGUGGGGUAGGACUCACCCGAAUCAGCUGUUCACUAUAAAGUAUAUUGAUCCAACGUACAUGAUCCGGGCUGUUCAUGCAAACGCACCAGAUAAUCUAUACUGCACUCUCCUCGCCCACGCUGCAAUUCACGGCGUGAUGGCAGGGUACACCGGGUUUGUGUGUGGUCCUGUAAAUGGAAACUAUGCGUAUAUUCCAGUGAGUGAAGUGGCAACAGCAAAGAAUAAGGUGGAUACAAGGGACCAUAAAUGGUCAUGGGUCAGAUCAGUCACCAAUCAGCCUGAUUUUCUUACAACUUAAUUUAUGUAUGCAUGCCGGCCCACACAAGACAUAGCAUGCACUUUCUUUAAAUUCUACUUUCAU
Molecule: messenger RNA, 1500 nt
Organism: Ipomoea triloba (trilobed morning glory)
Lineage: Eukaryota; Viridiplantae; Streptophyta; Magnoliopsida; Solanales; Convolvulaceae
Product: ATP-dependent 6-phosphofructokinase 2
Exons: 2
Coding region: 19-1437 (472 amino acids)
Biological process (GO): glycolytic process; fructose 6-phosphate metabolic process
Cellular component (GO): cytoplasm
Molecular function (GO): 6-phosphofructokinase activity; ATP binding
Source: RefSeq, a predicted model, not a curated record